Messenger RNA from Pelobates fuscus (common spadefoot toad), 1520 nucleotides. RefSeq names its product adenosine deaminase tRNA specific 1 (gene ADAT1). The transcript has 10 exons. Bases 60 to 1496 code for a protein of 478 amino acids. Gene Ontology annotation, molecular function: RNA binding; tRNA-specific adenosine deaminase activity. Lineage: Eukaryota; Metazoa; Chordata; Amphibia; Anura; Pelobatidae. The record is from RefSeq and is a predicted model, not a curated record. Gene Ontology annotation, biological process: tRNA processing.
GUCAGUGUGUGUUGGUCUCACAUGCUGCUCAGAGCUGGCUGGACUGAGUAUUGACAGAUAUGGAGCUGGGGCUGCAGGGCAGGUUGUGGACCGCAGAUGAGAUUGCCGCUCUGAGUUAUGAACAUUACCGGACACGGUUACCCAAACAGGGACUCCCAAAUCCAAGCCGGGAGUGGACCCUAAUGGCUGCUUUUAUACAGGUGGAAUCUGGGCAGGAUCAAAGUGUGACUAGGAAAAAGGUGGUCUCUAUGGGAACCGGAACUAAAUGUGUUGGCCAAUCAAAGUUAAGCAAAACAGGUGAUAUCUUGCAAGACAGUCAUGCAGAGAUAAUUGCGAAGAGGAGCUUUCAGAGGUAUCUCCAGCACCAGCUGUCACUGGCGGUCACUAAAGGCCAGGAGGAUUCGGCGUUUAUACCAAGUACCGACAAGGGGAAAUGGAAACUAAAACCAGAGAUAUCUUAUGUAUUUUUCACUAGCCACACUCCGUGUGGCGACGCAUCUAUUAUACCUGUGAUCUCCCAGGAGGAUCAGCUAAUUCCGACGCUAAUGUCUGAGAUUUGUAAGAAGGCACCUGCUGACCAUGUGAGUGUAUGUGAUGAUCUGAUACGCAAGAGGAAAAAGAGUGGGGAAGACUCUUGUAGCACAAAGAAGAAGAUAAAAACGGAUGAUGGAGGGUCUGUGGAUGGGGAGGUGAUCAUCCCUGUUCAUAAGGAUUCGGGUUCAGUGGAUUUAUACAGGACUGGAGCAAAGUGUGUUCCUGGAGAACCCCAAGACAGUCAUAAACCAGGAGUCGAUUAUCAUUGUGUGGGGGCUCUUCGUGUCAAGCCGGGUCGCGGCGAUCGCUCUUGGUCCAUGUCCUGCAGUGAUAAAAUUGCGCGUUGGAACAUAUUGGGCUGCCAGGGAGCCCUGCUCAUGCACUGCUUACAGGAUCCUAUCUACCUGUCUGCUAUUGUGGUUGGAAAAUGUCCGUACAGCACGGAAGCUAUGGAGAGAGCUCUUCACAUCAGGUGCCAGAAGGUGACUUCCCUUCCAGAUGGGUUCAGGACACACACAGUGGAUAUCACGCAGUCCAGCCUACAGUUCCAUCAUGGAAAGGAUGCCCUGACUGAAAAAAACAAUACCAAAAAACUUUUUCCUUGUGGUGCAGCUGUUAGUUGGAGCGCAGUACCACUUCAACCACUAGAUGUCACUGCUAAUGGCUACAGACAAGGAACAACCAAAAAAGCAAUUGGAAGCCCGCAAUCCAGAUCUCGGAUCUGUAAAGCCGAAUUAUUUCAGUUGUUCCGUAGGAUUGUGCGGUCCUUGUCAUCCGAGCAGCUUCCGGACUCUCUCAGGGGCAGAGAUUUGAAGACCUACUGGGAUUACAAAGAGGCAGCUAUCGCCUACCAGGAAGCAUGGAAGCAGUUACGCGAACAAGCAUUUACAUCGUGGGUCAGAACGUCACGCGAUUACCUACAGUUUACUGGAGAGCAGCUCUUGACAGACACUCCAUCUUAAUAUAUUAUUAAAUUCCACUGAUAC